This is a messenger RNA of Lutra lutra (Eurasian river otter), 4684 nucleotides long. RefSeq names its product phosphatase and actin regulator 4 (gene PHACTR4). The record is from RefSeq and is a predicted model, not a curated record. Gene Ontology annotation, biological process: actin cytoskeleton organization; neural crest cell migration. Lineage: Eukaryota; Metazoa; Chordata; Mammalia; Carnivora; Mustelidae. Bases 337 to 2451 code for a protein of 704 amino acids. Gene Ontology annotation, molecular function: actin binding. The transcript is spliced from 14 exons.
GCAGGUCUCCUCCCCUUCCUGCACUUGAGCUCUUCACAGUGUGUGCUCUGGAAUGACAGGCAUUCCUGUGUGCGGAGAGCCAGAGUGAAGACACAUUUGUACGAACCCCAAGUGUCCAGGCCGGGAUACGGGGAGCAGAAACUCCAGCAGAUUAACUGACCUCAUGCCGUUUCCUGAUGUCUGGCAGUGACACUGAGAGAGGAGUGCCUGUCCCCUCUCGAUGUGGAUUUAUCUUUUAAGAAAAGUUUUCUUUGGUCCGGGGCAGUUUGUUGUCGUGAGACACAUCAGACAAUUUAAUCAUGGGGCAAGCUGACGUCUCCAGACCGGUAAAUCCAGAUGCAGUUGACUUCUCCAGAGAACCCUGGGACAGUAGAGGAAGCAAGCCAGCCCACCGCAGACCCAGGCAUGGUCAUGGACAGUGUGGAAGCGGGAGACACAACGCCUCCCACCAAAAGGAAGAGCAAGUUCUCAGGCUUUGGCAAGAUCUUCAAGCCCUGGAAAUGGCGGAAAAAAAAAAGUAGUGAUAAAUUCAAAGAGACAUCAGAAGUUUUAGAGCGAAAAAUAUCUAUGCGAAAACCGAGAGAAGAGCUGGUUAAAAGAGGGGUUCUCUUGGAAGACUCUGAGCAGGGUGGUGAGGAUCCGGGGAAAUUGAGCCAUGCCAUGUUAAAAAAUGGCCAUACUACUCCCAUAGGAAGUACCAGAUCUUCUAGUCCAGACCAAGAGGAAGAGUCAGGAAGAAUAGCAAGUCUUAGGAAGCCUGUUCCAGAAGAGGACCAAAAGAAGCGGCUAGGCUCAACGGGAAGCCACCCUAAUUCCGAAGCAGAAUCCGUUCCUGAGAACACACACAGACAGCCUUUACUUCCCCCGAAAAGACCCCUGUCCUCUUCUCAUGAAGCAAAUGAAGGGCAAGCAAAGGACGCCACUUCUGGCAGCGGGGCCAGGCCUGUCACCUCCACCCCCGCCGCAGCCCCCACCGCAGCGCCCGCUGCCUUGAACCCAGCAAAAACUGCUAGUUCCUCCGUCACCCCAGCCCCAGCACCCAGGACUCUGCCUGCUGCUCUCUCAGGCACUAAUGCCACCACUGCCCCAAGCCUCACUCACACGGUCCCUGCCAAGCAGCCCCCUCUCCCGCCCCCUAAACCAGCUCACAGAAAUAGCAACCCUGUCAUCGCUGAACUGUCCCAAGCAAUAAACAGCGGUACACUCUUAUCAAAACCAUCCCCACCAUUACCACCUAAGAGAGGCAUUCCAUCAACCAUGGUACCCGCCUCGGAGUCUGCCACCACAAGAGCACCAAGUGAUCAGAGAGAAAGGAACACAUGCUCUGUGGGCUCUGAACCACUGUUGAUGAUCCCACCUCCCUCUCCAUCGCCCCCACUGCCUACUCAUAUACCUCCCGAACCCCCACGAUCCCCUCCUUUUCUUGCUAAGACUUUCCAAGUUGUGCCAGAAAAUGAGUUUCCAUCUUCCUUAAACCUGCCUCAGGAGGUAUCCCAGCAGGAAGAUCAGAAAAAGGAGGCACCCAAGAGGAUGUUGGACCACAGCUUUGGGGAGCCCCAUGUACCCUAUAGGCUGCCUCCACUCCCACUGCAUAUCCGAAUCCAGCAGGCCCUGACCAGCCCGCUUCCCAUGACUCCUCCCUUGGAGGGUUCUCAUAGAGCUCACUCCUUGCUCUUUGAGUACGGUGACAGCUUUUCUGAGGACAGCAGUACCCUGGGUCGGACCAGGUCACUUCCCAUCACUAUUGAGAUGCUGAAAGUUCCAGACGAUGAAGAAGAAGAGGAGCAAAACCACCCAUCUGUAUGCGUUGAAGAUGUGUCAUCUACCUCACUUGUUCCUAAACUACCACGGUGUCUGCAGGAGAAGGAGGAAGAGAAGGAGAGUGACUCUGAUUCAGAAGGUCCCAUUCAGUACAGAGACGAAGAGGAUGAAGAUGAGAGCCAUCAUAGUGCUCUGGCCAACAAAGUGAAAAGGAAGGACACACUGGCAAUGAAGUUGAACCACAGACCCAGUGAACCAGAGUUGAACGUGAAUUCCUGGCCUCGGAAAAGCAAAGAGGAGUGGAAUGAAAUAAGGCACCAGAUUGGGAACACGCUGAUCCGACGGCUGAGUCAAAGACCGACACCGGAAGAACUGGAACAGCGAAACAUACUACAACCUAAAAAUGAAGCUGAUCGGCAGGCCGAAAAACGAGAAAUUAAACGUCGGCUCACUAGAAAGCUCAGUCAAAGGCCGACCGUAGCUGAACUACUUGCCAGGAAGAUCCUGAGGUUUAAUGAAUACGUGGAGGUAACAGAUGCUCAGGAUUAUGACCGGCGAGCCGACAAACCCUGGACCAAACUGACCCCUGCUGACAAGGCUGCCAUACGAAAAGAAUUAAAUGAAUUUAAAAGCUCAGAGAUGGAGGUUCAUGAAGAGAGCAAACAUUUUACACGCUACCAUCGUCCGUGACACUGAAGUCUGAGAAAACAGCUAAACCUCCCAACGCAGGGCUGCUUAGCUGCUUCAGUCUCCAGAGUGCUGUGGAAGGAAUUUCUGCACUUCUCUGCACAGCCAGGGUUGAGUCCUCUGGGAUGUGGCUCCGGGCGAACAGCACUUCUGUGAACGUAGCAUUUCACUGGAAUGGGUAGUCGUGUGCUGCUCUGGGCAAGACUGAGCAUCUUUCCAGUGCCGUUGAACCCUGUGAUACCGCAGCAUACUUGUGGGGUCCUCCUCACCAGCCACCCACGCUCUAGGCCACCCGCACCCUCACCCCAAGAUGACUGCCUGUGCGGGGGCACAGUUUGCACCGUUCGCCUUACCUGCCCUGUCCUGGUUGGGAGAGCCCCUUGUGCAGGCACCAAAUUCCAGCUGUCAGAUCCAGCUGGUGGUGGGAAGAACCUUCUGGAGGUCCCCAGCCUUCUGGCAAAAGGGCCCCCACCUCCAGGGCGCGCCUCCACACCACAUUGGCACGUCCAUUGAAAACACCGUACUAUACCUCUCGUAACACAGCAAUACAGGCCUCUUCUGGCGAUUAGGCCUCAGAGAAGCUCGGGAUCUGACAUGUUCUUCCUUUUCAGCACAAGUCAUCCUGAUUUUUAUUUUUAAAGUUUGAGAGAGAAAAAAAAAUCUUGAAGACGUGCUAGAAACUUGUGUUUUUCCUAUCUAUGAAGCAAUCUGAGCUGCAACUAGAUUCCAAGUUAGGAAAAUGAGAAACCUUUUAUGUUUUCUACAGACAAAACCAACACCAAAAAAGGCCUUUAUUGUUCAUGCCAGCUUGGCAGAAAACAAACUCAUGGCUUAAAUUUUAUAAGCUGUUGUACUUUUGUCAUACCAAAUGAGAUUCUAAAUCAUUCUGAACAAUAGGUGUAUUCUCCUCUGUAAAACAGAGUUGUGGCAACUCUGGGAGCAGCUGUCCUCCUUGGACCACCCCCACCCCCACCCCCGAAGGUCACUGUAAGGUCUAGGGACACUGGUGCUGGACCGGAAGGGGUCUCUGGAGGAGGAAGUAGGAGGGGCACCAUCAUGACCCACUCCUCCUCCCUUCUCCUCAGUGCUGUUGGCCCUCCUGCUGCGCGCUCCCCCUUCCCUCCUGCUGACCUUACCCUCUCUGGCAGCUUCCCCCUCAUGUACCCAUCCUCUGCCAAGCAGUCGCCAGUAUCCUCAGUGCCCCGGCCUGGACUCAGUCCCCACCCCUUGUAUUUGUAAUACGUAGUAAUAUGAUUUUCUAAAACUAAUUUGCUUUCUUUGAGUUUUUAUUUUAAAAACCAUACAGCCUCAUCCUUUCCUUCUAAUACCUGUCCAUACUAAGUGGAAAAAAAAAUAGUUCCUUUUUUAACUGAUGAAUGUGACUUUUUUCCCCUUAUUUUAAUGUUCAGAAAACGGUUGCUGUUUCAUAGAUUUCUUCUGAGGUCCCUGUUCUGUCGCAGCUGUUAAGUAGACAUUCCUCAUUUUCUGCUUUUAUGUCCCUGUGAUAUUUGCUGAAAAAAAUCAGAAUAUCAGGUCAAAACCAAGGAGGUGAGGGGACCGUGAAAGGGAGUGUUUUCUCUCUGUAUGGGGGACAGGGAAGUCUUCGGAUUUCUCAGUUACUGUCACAUGCUUUGCAGCUAUGAAACUGGUGAGGCUGCAGCUCCUUGAAGCUCAUUACAUUCGGUGCGACUGCAGGAAAAGUGACAGUUCUACACAGUUGUCAGAGGUCUGUAUGUAAGGUGGCCACACAUAUGACUUGUUCUGUUGGGUCAGUUUGGAGACUGUUUGGCUGAUGCCAGCAUUCUCUGUGACUUGAAGUAACAUUUUCAAACCCUUCUUCCGCUGCCUGGCUUUGCCUUCAUGUGCCAAGUUUGAAACAGGAUUUGAUUACCUGAGCUACUUGUCUGCUCUCUGGGUCGCCAUCACUCUAGUUCGUCUUUCAUCUCAUCAUGUCCUUUUGAAACAAGAUGCUUUGGGGAUCAAGUCUUUUCAGGUGUUUUUAUAUAUAUACAUAUACAUAUAUAUAUAUAUAUAUAUAAUGGAUUUUGUGUUCCCUUUUUGUGUAAGUAACAAUUCACAAUCAUAAUGUAAAGAAGAAAUAAAUGAUGUGUUGUACUUCAAGAUGUUUCCCUGAUGUACAGAAUCUCCUUGUAAAGUAAAUAAUUGCGUUGUAUAUCAGUCUUCUUAUCAAUAUUAAUUAUAAAGUAUUUUAGAAUUAAAAAAAGCCAAACUAUUA